CUUUGGGCCAUGAUUUCAGGGGCUCUGGUCUUGAAACCUUUCUAGACUGAUUCUGGCCUGUCUCCAGCAUUCCUGGGAAGUAACAUGAACUCUCAAAGGUGGGAGUGCUGUCUGGCUCUGGAACGUCUACUUCUACUUCACUUGUUCCUGGCAACCAGCAUUCAAGGUCAUUCACAACGUCAGAUGAUCGCCGUCUCCGGCAGCAACGUGAGCCUACACAUCUCCAAUUUGCCUGCUCUCUCCAGGGUCACCUGGUUUUACACCGCCAACCAGAAGAUUGUAGAAUGGGAGUCCAACAGGACUAACUUCUUCAAUUCUAAGUUUAAGAACAGAGCUAGUCUUGAUGAAAGGUAUGCACUAUGCAUCUACAAGGUCCGGAAAGAGGACAGCAGCACCUACAUCCUGAGGGUGCUGAAGGACUCUGGAAAAGAGGAGGACUGGACUAUCUCACUGGAGGUACUUGAUCCUGUACGUAAACCUGGCAUCAAAAUUCAGACGUUACAGGAGGUGAACAAUAGCUGUCAUCUGAAACUGUCAUGUGAGAUCUCAGGCCAAUCAGCAAACUACACCUGGUAUGGGGAUUCAGGGCCCUUGCCCACAGAUCUCCAGAGUCCUGUGCUUGAAAUUACUGUUUACCGACAAAAUUUUUCCAGCUAUUACACCUGCCAAGCCAGCAAUCCUGUGAGCAGCAAGAAUGACACCAUCUACUUCAGCUCACUGUGUAAACUAGCCAAAUCCUCUGGAGUAGCUUGGAUUGCAACAUGGCUAAUAGUCAUGGUACCUAUUGUUCCUGGCCUCCUAUGGACCUGAGAUGAGCUCUGCUAACUCCAGAGUGGAACUUUAAGAUGAUCGGGUCUUGCCUUCAUCGGUAACCAUGCUGUGAACCAACGCAGGUGCUCUGACUACGUGGGAUGGCAGAAAGUGUGCUGUUGCAUCUGCCAGGAUUUUCAAAUCAACUCUUUAAAAAGUACAGCUAAUGUUUUAUUUCACAUCCCCUACUUGUUUUCCAGCACACAUACACAGAUACACAUGCAUCCCUCCCACCAAAAGUUGUGAUCACAUUAUGCAACAUUUUCUCGUUUGAAUAAAUAUUUGAUAUGACCCUCAA
Molecule: messenger RNA, 1108 nt
Organism: Nyctereutes procyonoides (raccoon dog)
Lineage: Eukaryota; Metazoa; Chordata; Mammalia; Carnivora; Canidae
Gene: CD48
Product: CD48 molecule
Exons: 4
Coding region: 85-810 (241 amino acids)
Source: RefSeq, a predicted model, not a curated record